AUGGUGGAGAGUUGGACCAAGUUUGGACCUGAGGACACCAGAGACCAUGGUGGAGAGAGUUGGACCAAGUUUGGACCUGAGGACACCAGAGACCAUGGUGGAGAGAGUUGUAUCAAGCCUGGACCUGAGGACACCAGAGACCAUGGUGGAGAGAGUUGGAUCAAGCCUGGACCUGAGGACACCAGAGACCAUGGUGGAGAGAGUUGGACCAAGCUUGGACCUGAGGACACCAGAGACCAUGGUGGAGAGAGUUGGACCAAGUUUGGAUCUGAGAAAUGGAUUCCACAGAGCUGUAAGACCUGUGACCAUGUUGAGGACUCCACACACUGGCUUCAGAUUGAACCCUUGACUUCCACUGUCCAGGGAGUGACAAUGUUCAGGCACAGGACACCCAGAGGGAGUUAUGAGUGCACAGUGUCUGGGCUCCGCUGGCUGUGUGACAGAGAUGUCAUUCUGAAGUAUCACUUCAGGAACUGGGAACCCUACAGUCAACUUCUGAAAGACAUGCAGUACACACAAGGUGGUCCAUUGCUGGACAUUACUAUGGAGUUAGGUGAACUGGAGGAAGUUCAUCUGCCACACUGUGUGUGUUUAGGGACCAACCCUUCCCUGAGGAAUGAGAUGAAGAUUCUUCAUGUAGAGGAACAUGGAGUGUCUUUAGAGGAAGUGCAUGAGGUCACCAGAUUCCAUGCUAAGAUUCUCCAUCCCAAGUUCUCACCUAUCUCUCUGAUACUGAGAUUACUGUCUAGGAACGUAGAUGUCCACUGUGAGCUGUUGCUCUAUCUGACAGUGAUGAAGGAAACACUAAUUCCACGCCUGUACCUGUUCCCCAGUAACCCCGGCCAGAUACAGGCUGUGGAACAACAGGAAAUAAAGUUUCAAGGGUCUAAAAGGAUUCCCAUCACAAGACCAGAGCGUUCCUUCAAACUGAAGAGUUCCUUCAGACUGAACAUUCCCUGUUCUACCUCCAUCAAUCCACCGAGGAUUCAUCUCAUACAUAGAGACACCACACCAAGCUUUUUCAAGGCGGUUGUGAAAAUGACAGGGAUUGACAUUGAGAUGGAAUUAUUCGGUGAUGAUGAGAGGACAGUAUGGACAGAAAUAGUAUCACGAGAUGAAUACUAUCAGAACCAAGCAUUAACACUCUCUGGGAUUCCUGCUGAGGAGUUUCUGAAGAAACACAGGGCUGAACUCAUUCAGGGAGUCAAAAACCCAAUGCCAAUAGCAGAUGAUCUGUUGUCAAAGAGCAUGAUUGGUGAUGAAGAGUACUCCAGAAUAAAAGCUGAAACAACUGAACAGGAGCGAAUGAGAGAACUACUGAACGCAGUCCUCCCUAAAGGACCAGAAGUGAUGGGAGCUUGUCUCAAAGCUCUCAGUGAACAUGAACGCCAUCUUGUUAAGUUCUUGAGUGAAUCGAGCACCUAAUCUGAAGAUGCUGAGGCCUGUCUCCUAGUCUGUGGACAAAGACACUUCUCCACCUAAUGUGAAGAUGCUGAGGCCUGUCUCCUAGUCUGUGGACAAAGACACUUCUCCACCUAAUCUGAAGAUACUGAGGCCUGUCUCCUAGUCUGUGGACAAAGACACUUCUCCACCUAAUCUGAAGAUGCUGAGGCCUGUCCCCUAGUCUGUGGACAAAGACACUUCUCCACCUAAUCUGAAGAUACUGAGGCCUGUCUCCUAGUCUGUGGACAAAGACACUUCUCCACCUAAUCUGAAGAUACUGAGGCCU
Molecule: messenger RNA, 1729 nt
Organism: Oncorhynchus masou masou (cherry salmon)
Lineage: Eukaryota; Metazoa; Chordata; Actinopteri; Salmoniformes; Salmonidae
Product: NACHT, LRR and PYD domains-containing protein 1 homolog
Exons: 10
Coding region: 1-1425 (474 amino acids)
Biological process (GO): regulation of apoptotic process
Source: RefSeq, a predicted model, not a curated record